Messenger RNA from Megalops cyprinoides (Indo-Pacific tarpon), 2021 nucleotides. RefSeq names its product calcium channel, voltage-dependent, beta 3a (gene cacnb3a). The coding region runs from base 312 to 2021 and encodes 569 amino acids. Gene Ontology annotation, biological process: chemical synaptic transmission; regulation of voltage-gated calcium channel activity; neuromuscular junction development. The record is from RefSeq and is a predicted model, not a curated record. Gene Ontology annotation, cellular component: voltage-gated calcium channel complex. NCBI's taxonomy places the organism in Eukaryota, Metazoa, Chordata, Actinopteri, Elopiformes, Megalopidae. The transcript is spliced from 14 exons. Gene Ontology annotation, molecular function: high voltage-gated calcium channel activity; protein binding.
UGCUGGAUACCGAUUCCAUGAUGGGAACUACGGGUAUUAACGCGACCACGCAGGCUAUGGCAUGAGCCACGGCUGAAACGGAAUGCAGCUUUUUUCGCGACCGUUGAUCGCAUCUUAACUGAUUCUCACUUGGAUGUUAAUUUAUUUAUUUUUUACAGGGACCAGUGUACCUCCCCUUAUGCAUUUUCUAGCUGUACUGAUACACUACAGUGAACCCUUCCUUCUGCUGUGUAUAUCAAUGCAUUUCGUAUCACCGUUUCUUCCAAUAACCCAUGCCUCUGAGCAACCCGCCUCCCUCCGCUUUAAAAUAGAUGGUGCAAGUGAAAAUGUCCAAAUCUUCCGCAGGUCCCCUGUCUGGCGCUGAAACCGGCUCACAGGCGCAUUAUUUCCAGCUGCCCAGAAAGCUUCCCAAACGCAAAAGCCGCUUCAAACGUUCAGAUGGCAGCACCUCUUCGGACACCACGUCCAGUUUCAUCAAGAGACAGGGUUCAGCCGAUUCGUACACAAGUAGACCCUCGGAUUCCGACCUGUCCGCGGAGGAGGACCGCGAGGCGUAUCGGCGUGAAGCCGAGCGCCAGGCCCAGCUGCAGCUCGAGAGAGCCAAGACCAAACCAGUAGCAUUUGCCGUGAAAACAAAUGUGAGUUACUGUGGGGCACUAGAUGAAGAUUGUCCUGUCCAAGGUGCUGCUAUUAACUUCGAAGCCAAAGACUUUCUACACAUUAAAGAGAAAUACAACAAUGACUGGUGGAUCGGGAGGCUAGUUAAGGAGGGGGCGGACAUCACGUUCAUUCCCAGCCCCCUCCGCCUGGAAGCCAUGAGGCUCAAACAGGAACAGAAACAGCAGAGGAAAACUGGAGGAAACUCUUCUUCCAGUCUGGGUGACAUGGUUGGAGGUUGGAGGCCCACCCCCCCUCCUGUGGCCAAACAGAAGCAAAAGCAGAUGGAACACGUUCCGCCCUAUGAUGUAGUGCCCUCCAUGAGGCCUGUGGUUCUGGUUGGCCCUUCGCUGAAAGGCUACGAGGUGACUGAUAUGAUGCAGAAGGCGCUCUUUGACUUCCUCAAGCACAGGUUUGAAGGCAGGAUCUCCAUCACGCGGGUAACUGCUGACCUUUCUCUGGCCAAGAGAUCCGUCCUCAACAAGAGAGCCAUCAUGGACCGGUCCAAACCUGGUUUGGCUGAGGUCCAGAGUGAGAUUGAAAGGAUAUUCGAACUGGCUAAGACCCUGCAGCUGGUGGUGCUGGAUGCUGACACCAUUAACCACCCCGCCCAGCUUGCCAAGACCUCCCUGGCCCCCAUCAUUGUCUACGUCAAGGUUUCCUCGCCAAAGGUCCUGCAAAGGCUGAUAAAAUCUCGGGGGAAGUCUCAGAGCAAACACCUCAACGUGCAGAUGAUGGCAGGGGACAAGCUGGCACAGUGCCCUCCCGAGAUGUUUGAUGUCAUUCUGGAUGAGAACCAGCUUGAAGAUGCCUGCGAACACCUGGCUGAAUACCUGGAGGUCUACUGGCGUGCUACUCACCUGCCUGGCUCCGCCCCUUUGAACCCCCUGUUGGAGCAAAACCUGAUGACCCCGCCCUCAGCUAUCUCCAGCUUACAGGACCAACAGCUGCUUUCGGGUGGGGGGGUCAGGGGGGCGGAGGAGGAAGAGGAGGAGGAGGAAGAGGACCUGGGGGACCCUCACUCCCCCGUGGAGCAGGACAGCCUCAUGCCCUCCGACGAGGCCAGCGAUUCCCUGUCUCAGGGGGGGAGGGGGGGCUCGCGGCGCCGUCGCCCUGCCGAGGAAGAGGAGGAAGAGGAGGAGGAAGAGGAGGAGGAGGAAGAAGAGGAGGAGGAGUACGAGCCCCACCGCCACACCCACGCUUACCGCGACAUGUACCCGCCGCUCCGCAGCCACCCCGCCAACGUUCACAGCGCCAACGGGCACGAGUCCCAGGACCGGCUGCUGCAGCGGGACACCCAGCAGAGCCACAACCAGCGCAAUAACCGCCAGCGUACACGCCCCUGGCCACGGGACAACUACUGA